Tripterygium wilfordii is the source of this 1782-nucleotide messenger RNA. RefSeq names its product organic cation/carnitine transporter 3-like. NCBI's taxonomy places the organism in Eukaryota, Viridiplantae, Streptophyta, Magnoliopsida, Celastrales, Celastraceae. The record is from RefSeq and is a predicted model, not a curated record. Gene Ontology annotation, molecular function: transmembrane transporter activity. The transcript has a single exon. The coding region runs from base 52 to 1611 and encodes 519 amino acids. Gene Ontology annotation, biological process: transmembrane transport. Gene Ontology annotation, cellular component: membrane.
AACUCUUAUAAAAACCCAACUCUCUCACCACCUUAAUUAUCUGUAACAUCAAUGGCUGAUUCAACUACUACUCCACUUCUCUCCUCCCUAUCCGCGUCUUCGAAGCCCCUCCCAUCCCUUGAUUCCACAAUCGAACGGUGUAUCGGAGGGUUUUCUUGGACCCAAUUCCUCCAAGCCAUCCUAGUCUCAAUUGCAUGGUUGUUUGAUGCACAACAAACUUUCAUUAGCGUCGUCACUGAUGCUGACCCUACAUGGCACUGCAACAUUAAUUCAUCAACGUCUAUAUGCAACUCAGCAUCAUCCAACAUUUGUCAACUCCCCCAAAAUUCAUGGUCAUGGGAUUUGCCUCCGCAAGUAUCAAUAAUCUCAGAAUGGUCACUCCAAUGUUCCUCUUCAUUUCUCACUGGGUUACCAGCAUCUUCAUUCUUCAUGGGUUGUCUUGUUGGCGGAUUACUUCUUGCCACACUCGCAGACUCGUCGCUCGGUCGCAAGAAUAUGUUGUUCUACUCGUGUUUAAUCAUGUCAUUGUCUUCAUUACUUACGGUACUCUUCUCCACCAACGUUUGGAUUUACUCUAUUUUCAGAUUUAUAUGUGGGUUUGGCCGCGCAACGAUUGGAACGUGUGCGUUAGUGUUGUCGACUGAAUUAGUAGGUAAACGAUGGAGAGGACAAGUCGCCGUGACUGGAUUUUUGUUCUUUACAUUAGGGUUCUUAUCAUUGCCGGCUAUGGCUUACAUUAAUAGAGGUUCGUCAUGGAGGAAUCUUUACAUUUGGAGUUCAAUACCAAGUCUUAUUUAUUGCAUCCUGGUUAAAUUGUUUGUUGGUGAGUCUCCGAGAUGGCUUUUCGUUCGUGGAAGGAGAGAGGAGGCCGUUUCGAUCCUAAAGAGUAUUGCAACGAUUGACAACAAUGGUAAAUCAAUCACAAUGAGCUUCUUUGGAAAUGUUCAAUUGGAGGAAGAGUCAUGGAAUGUUGAUAUCUACUCAGCAAUCAAGAUUCUAUUCCAAAAUAAAUGGUCUUUUAGGAGGUUGUGUUUGGUUAUGGUGAUUGGAUUUGGGGUUGGAAUGGUUUAUUAUGGGAUGCCAUUGGGGCUUGGAAACAUGUCAUUCAAUCUCUACAUGAGUGUGACAUUCAACGCCUUAUCGGAACUGCCAUCAUCGUUAAUCACAUUAUUUCUCAUAGACAAGAUGAACCGGAGAAGCUCAUUACUGGGAUUUACAAGCCUAAGCGGGAUUUGUAGCUUAUUAUCGGUCAUUGUAGGCAAGAAUAUGAAUUGGACAAGUUUCCAAUUAGGGUUGGAGCUAGUGUCUUUCUUUAGUGCUUGUACUGCUUUCAACAUUACAAUGGUAUACACGUUGGAGUUGUUCCCGACUUGUGUGAGGAACUCAGCUGUAUCAAUUGCGAGACAAGCUUUGGUGUUGGGAGGAGUGUUUAGUCCAGUAUUGGCUGCAGCUGGUAGGAAAAAUGGGUUUUGGUCAUAUGGGAUAUUUGGGUUGGUGAUAGGGUUUUGCGGGUUGUUUGUGGUUUUUCUGCCAGAGACAAAGGGUGGGAGAUUAUGUGAUACAAUGGAUGAGGAAGAGCACAAGGCGGUAGUCAAUGAUCAUCAUAUAUAAUAUUAUAUAUUAUUGAUGCCUAAACCAAAAACUAUGUGCUUGCUUAAUUACUGUAAGGUUUUUCAUUUUUAUUUUUGAAUUUUUGUAUGUUAGCUUAAUUUUUUAAACUGUUUCUUUAACUUAUCACCAAAUUCUGCAGUGUGAAUGAGACAGGUAACAUGAUUUUAUUUA